GAUAGUAAUUCCAUUUAUUUUUUCCCUAAAAAGAGGGUCAUCUUCAUUUGUAAUGUUUAAGCCUUCUGCUCGGAGUUGAAGAUAACACGAAACUAUCAGAAGAAACUAACGCAUUUACACAGACAAAAACGACAAAAUUAAGAAUCUGAGAAACAAAAAAAUCGAAAAUACAAUCUUUUCUCUCCAAUAUAUGAAGUGAGAAAACAAGGGAAAGAAACAGAGGGAAAUAGUGGGAAAAAUGGCAGAGCAAGGAACAAGCUCAAAGCUUUCAGCUCCAACACGUCCAACAAUAGCUUUGCCACCAACACCAGCCAUGGACAGUUUGUUUUCAGAUGGUUCAGGGCUAAGCCCAGGACCUAUGACACUGGUUUCAGCUUUUUUUUCCAACCAGGACUCAACAGAGAAUAGGCCUUUCUCUCAGCUAUUAGCCGGUGCUAUGGCUUCACCUGGAUAUAGAUUACCGUACAAUUCAAUGGAUGGUUCAUUCAUGGAUGUGUGUUUUAAAGAUGGAGGUGAAAAAAGAUCUGAACCUUUGAACUUUGGUGUUCCUAACUCUGCUUUGUUCACUGUGCCUCCUAGGCUAAGCCCUUCUGGCUUGCUUAAUUCUCCAGCCUUCUAUUGCCUUUCUCCACAGAGUCCUUUCGGAAUAUCCCACCAGCAAGCAUUGGCACAGGUUACCGCUCAAGCUGCCAUAGCACAAUCCUUAAAUCAUGAAGAAACUUCAUCUCAGAUGGCUCCUUCAGCUUCUGGCCUUCAAAGUUCUACAAUGGAGUACGCUGAAGCUUCUCAAUUUGACGGAAAAAAUCAGCCUUCUGUUGCCGUGGAUAAACCUGCUGAAGAUGGCUACAACUGGCGUAAGUAUGGACAGAAGCCAAUUAAAGGCUGUGAAUAUUCGAGAAGCUACUAUAAAUGUACGCAUUUGAAAUGCCCUGUCAAGAAGAAGGUUGAGCGAUCUACAGAUGGCCUAAUAACUGAGAUUCUAUACAAAGGUGCACACAAUCAUGAAAAGCCUCAACCAAACAAACAAGGGACGGGCAGUAGCGACGGAAAUGCGAAUUCACAGGCUCCUGAACUAGGUUCUCUGGGUUUAACCGGAAACUUGAACAAGUUAAAUGCUGUUGUACCAGUGUGUUCGAUACCUGGGAAAAAUCAUGAAUCAACUGAAGCUGCAGAAUUACCUGGAUCAAGUGAGAAUGAGGAACACUGUGACGAAGAGGGUAGAGACGAAAGAGAUAAUAAUGAUGAACCGAAUCCGAAAAGAAGGAAUGCUGCUACGGAAGCUGCGAUAGCCUUCUCACAUAAGACAGUCACGGAACCGAAAAUUGUUGUGCAAACGAGAAGUGAAGUUGAACUCUUAGAUGAUGGCUAUCGGUGGCGCAAAUAUGGUCAGAAAGUUGUCAAAGGGAACCCUCAUCCAAGGAGCUACUACAAAUGCACGAAUGAAGGAUGCAAUGUUCGGAAACAUGUGGAAAGAGCUUCCAUGGAUCCGAGAGCUGUCAUAACAACAUACGAGGGAAAACAUAAUCAUGAUGUCCCAACUUCCCGAAACAGUGUCCACGCAGCUAACAACAAUUUGCCGCAGCCAAAACCAUACAAGGUGAUGGCAGAGAAGCAUCCUUUACUUGGAGAGAUGGAUUUCGGAACAAAUGCAAAGGGCAGAAAGGGUGAAAAUAAGAGUGCAACUCCCCUGAGGUCCGGUUGCUGAUAUGUGCCAACUAACAACGAGUAUGCAUAUGGCAGAAAGGGUGAAACGACUGGCUGCUGAGCCAUAAUUUGACUAGCUGAAGUGCCGUAUUGACAGUCCAAUUUUGUAUAAGUAAUGUUGUAUAUUUGUUUUACACUCUUAGGUAAGGUGUUAUUCAAGUUACCAAGCUUGUUUCUGUUGAUUUAUAAUGCAUUAGAUUCAAACAUUCUGAUGUAUAGGCCAAGUAAUCAAUUCAAAAGCCAGGGUCCCCUCUUAUCUGUCAA
This is a messenger RNA of Gossypium raimondii (Peruvian cotton), 1968 nucleotides long. RefSeq names its product probable WRKY transcription factor 4. The record is from RefSeq and is a predicted model, not a curated record. Gene Ontology annotation, biological process: regulation of DNA-templated transcription. Gene Ontology annotation, molecular function: DNA-binding transcription factor activity; sequence-specific DNA binding. Lineage: Eukaryota; Viridiplantae; Streptophyta; Magnoliopsida; Malvales; Malvaceae.